Molecule: messenger RNA, 2133 nt
Organism: Candida tropicalis MYA-3404
Lineage: Eukaryota; Fungi; Ascomycota; Pichiomycetes; Serinales; Debaryomycetaceae
Exons: 1
Coding region: 1-2133 (710 amino acids)
Molecular function (GO): FAD binding
Source: RefSeq, a predicted model, not a curated record
AUGGCAAUUAAAGAAUCUAAAACUGAUGUACUUAUCAUUGGGGCUGGUCCAUCUGGUUACAUGUGUGCUACAUGGUUAGCUAGAUGUGGUAUUCCAUUUAGAAUCAUUGAUAAAAGAUCAAAUGAAAUAUUUGCUGGUCAAGCUGAUGGAUUACAAAGUCGUACAUUAGAAAUUUUUAAAUCAUUUAGUGAAAAUUGUUUUGAUUUUGCAACUUUAGAUCAAGGUUGGAAAGUAGCUAAUCAUGUUACAGAAAUGUGUUUUUGGUCACCUAAUGAUAAUGGAUAUUUAACUAGAAAAUCAAGAGUACCUGAUUCAGCACCUGGAGUUUCAAAAUAUACUGAAUGUGUUAUUCAUCAAGGUAAUGUUGAAAAAUGGUUUAAUGAUUCAAUUGAACAUUUUUCCGAUGGUAAAGUUAAAGUUGAACGUCCUUUAUUACCAAUUUCUCUUCAAAUUAAUGAAAAUGAAAUUAAUAAUCCUCAAGCUCAUGCAGUUGAUAUUUUAAUUAAAAAAUUAGAUGAUAAUUCUGCUAAACCUGAACAAUUUGGUAAAAUUGCUAAUGGACUUUUCCGUGCUUUUGAUGGAGAUCAAGAGAAAUUUUAUAAAGAUAUCACCAAAGAUAAUGAAGAUGAUUAUGAACUUAUUCAUGCUAAAUAUGUUGUUGGAUCAGAUGGGGCACAUAGUUGGGUUCGUAAACAAUUAGAAAUUGAUAUGGAUGGUGAUCAUACUGAUUUUGUUUGGGGAGUAUUGGAUAUGGUUCCAAUUACUAAUUUCCCAGAUAUUAGAAGUCGUUGUGCUAUUCAUUCUAAAGAAAGUGGAUCAGUUAUGGUUAUUCCAAGAGAAAAUGAUUUGGUUAGAUUUUAUAUUCAAUUAAAAGAAGUUGAUAGAGAUUCAUCUACUGAAACUAAAGAAUUUAGUGGUACUACUGAAGAAAGAAAAGAAACUUCUAAAAGAAUUGAUAGAUCUAAAAUUACUCCUGAAUCUAUUUUAAAACAAGCUCAAGAAAUUUUCAAACCUUAUACUUUAGAAAUGACUGAUUUACGUUGGUAUACUGGUUAUCAAAUUGGUCAAAGAGUUAGUCCUAAAUUUGGAUCUCAUGAUAGAGUAUUUAUCACUGGUGAUGCUUGUCAUACUCAUUCACCAAAAGCUGGUCAAGGUAUGAAUGUUUCUAUGCAAGAUACUUAUAAUUUAGGAUUCAAAUUAGCUUUGGUAUGUAAAGGUCUUUCCAAACAAGAUAUUUUAUCAACUUAUGAAUCUGAACGUUUGAAAGUUGCUCGUGAUUUGAUUGCUUUUGAUCAUAAAUUAUCCAGAUUAUUUAGUGGUAAACCAAUGAUUCCAAAUUCUGAUGUUAUGGAUGGGGUUGAUCUUGAUGAAUUUCAAUCACUUUAUCGUCAAGGUAGCAAAUUUGCAUCUGGUACUAUUGUUGAUUAUGAAGAUUCUUUAUUGAUUUCCAAGAAACAAAGUAAUAUUUCUUCUUCUUCACCAGAUGAAGAAGGAAGAGUAUUUAGUUCAUUGGCUACUAAAGUUCCAGUUGGUAGAAGACUUUACAAUGAUCAUAUAAUUGCUCAAGCAGAUGGUCGUCCAGUUGAUACUUUAGAAAGAUUUUCAUCUGAUGGUAGAUUUAGAGUAUUGAUUUUUGCUGGUGAUGUCAAGAAUCAUCCAAAAAAUUUUGAUUUAUUAAAUGAUUUCCAAGAAUUGAUUGAUUCUAAAGAAUAUUUUGCUAAAAAAUUCACUCCAAUUAAUGCAUUUGCCAAUUCUGUUAUUGAUAUUGUUACAAUUCAUUCAUCAGAUAGACAUGAUGUUGAACUUGAAGAUUUCCCAAGUUUCACACAUCCAUUAGAUUUCAAACGUCGUUGUGAUUAUUGGAGAUUAUAUUCAGGAGUUGGUGAAACUUAUCAUGAAGGUAAAGUUGAUAUUUAUUCAACUUAUGGAAUUGAUAAGAAAAAAGGUGCUAUUCUUGUUUUACGUCCAGAUUCUCAUGUUGCUUUGGUUUCUGAAUUCUCCAUUGCUGGUCUCAACAAAGUCAAUGAUUAUUUCAAUGGAUUUAUGAUUCCUCAAACUAAUGUCAAGUUACCACCAAAAGAUCCUCAAUUUGAUGACGUCAAGAGAUUUGUUUUGCCAAGAUUGGCUGUUUAG